UUUUUUCUAAAACAAAAAAAAUAAGACAUGUUUUUUGUAGACCACACUGUAGUCGUGUCACUCGCGUGAUAUUCGAAGUGUCAAAGUCCCUGGCAGACAGACAGAUUCAAGAAUUGUAACGGAGGAGGUAUACUUGACCCUCAUAGGAAUUACAUAUAUUCUACAGAGCAACACAUGAUUUUUUACAAAAAAAAAAGACACUUGACAGUAGAAAGAUAAUAAUAAAAGAAUUGAAAUUCGUCAUCAAAUGGCAUUGUCAAGGACAACUUUCGAACGUUUUUUACGUUUGUACCUCAAUGCGGAAGGAAGGAGAUCUCAUUCGAUACUGAUAAGUAAAACUCUACUGAGUCCAGAGACAGUGCUAGCAACAAAAAAUCGUGAAUCAUGUGUUAGGAAGUUGAAACUUUAUCCAACUAUGAAAGUUCACAAAGAAACAAGAAUGGCUGCAGUACUAGUGCCGCUUUGCAGUUACAAAGGCGAGCUCGGUCUUCUUUAUACUCUUAGAUCAAGAAAAUUGAGUUCAAACAAAGGACAAGUUUCAUUCCCUGGUGGCAUGAAGGACGACAAUGACAAAAGUUUGGAAGUGACAGCACUCAGAGAAACAUGGGAAGAACUGAGGAUACCUGAGAGCCAAGUGGAUGUUUGGUCUCAAACCAAUAUCAUAAGUCGCAAAGAUUUAAGCGUGCUGCCAAUAUUUGGUUACAUUGGCCAAGUAGAUCCUGAAAAUUUGGCUAUCAAUCAUGACGAAGUCGAAGAGGCAUUUGUCAUAAGCCUAGAAAAUUUGUGCAAUCCUGAACACUUUCGCUUCACACAAUUUCGUAAUGGUAUGACACUGCCAGUUUACCUGGGAGGUAAACAUCGUGUGUGGGGAUUGACAGCAGCUAUAACUCACAUGAUAAUGAAAGCCUUGGUACCUGAAGUUUACAAAAACAAAUUGGAAAUUCUGCCGAAACUAGAGUCAACGAAGUGCUCUAAUACAGCACAAAAUCAGAAAUCUAUUUAUGACUUCAUAAGAUAAAUGCUCAAUGUAUAGCAUUAUAUGCCUGUAACUAUAUAUAUCUCCAUUAAUAUAAACCACUGUUUAAUUUA
Molecule: messenger RNA, 1089 nt
Organism: Venturia canescens
Lineage: Eukaryota; Metazoa; Arthropoda; Insecta; Hymenoptera; Ichneumonidae
Product: nucleoside diphosphate-linked moiety X motif 8
Exons: 2
Coding region: 248-1018 (256 amino acids)
Molecular function (GO): coenzyme A diphosphatase activity
Source: RefSeq, a predicted model, not a curated record